AUGGACCCCCUGUGGUUGGCCCCGCACGACCGGGACGAGCGCUGCUGCAAAGGCUGCGGCAACUACGGCAAGCACAUCGACAUGUUCGGCUACUACUGCGCCGUCUGGGACCGCAACAUGGCCGUCGCGGGGCGCACCAUGGCCGAGCGGGCCUUUGCGCGCGCGGAGCGCAUGCUCGCGGCCGCGCAGGAGGGCGUCGACGCCUGGGAGGAGCAGAUCGAGGCGCAGGACGCGCUGGUCGACUCGCUGCGCGAGGCGCUCGACGCCGCGGAGGCGCGCCGCGAGGACCUCGACGAGAAGCUGGCGGCGCAGCAGGCGCUGUGCGAGCGCGCGGAGCGGCAGAAGAUGGCGCUCAUCGACGUCAUGCGCGCGGCGGAGUACCGCGAGGAGGCGGAGGCUGCGGCGAUGGAGAACGCGGGCGAGGAGGCGGGGAACUUUGACGCGGAGAUGGAGGGGACGGAGCGCGUGCAGGCGCUGGAUCCGCAUUUCUGGGAGGCCGGGACGGAGUGGUGGGAUGAGGAGACGGAUGACGAGCCGGAGGAGCUGAGCUUUGAGCAGUCGACGGCGUAUUAUGCGUGGGAGCUGGCGUACAAGCGGAGGAUCGCUGGUCGUAGGACGCAUGAGGCGGAAAGGCAGCAUGGGCGGCGGAAGCGGGCUGAGCGGCAGCUGUACGUGGAGAGGAGGGUGCGCGAGGCCGAGGCAGCUGGGCGAAUGAUCGAUGCGGAUCACUGUGAUCACCUCGUGCGCUCACACAUCCGGGCGAGGGAGCAGCAGGGCAGACAGCAUGCGGCUCGGGAGUACGCCCAGGAGCAGAGACAACGGCUGAGCCGGGUGGAGGCGUGGGCUGCCGGCGUGCAGACGCCUACGCCGGGGCCGUCGGUGAAGCAAGAGGACGAGCUGUCGGAGCUGCAUUCGCCGGCCAUGCUGUCGCGGGUUUCGGUCAAGCGGGAGGGCACGGGCGAGGAUCUGUGGCGGGUGGCGUCGGCUGUGCCGGAUCGGACGGACGUGAAGCAGGAGAUGAAGGUGGAAGAGGACAUGGGGGAGGAUCAAGAGGAAGAAGAAGAGGAGGAGGGAGAGGAAGAAGUAGAAGUGAUGGCGAGAGCGCCGAAGAAGGAGGAGCCGGAGCCAGAGUCGGAGCCGCAGCCGGGGCCGAGCCGGAGUAUCCCCGCGACUCCCCGUGCCCCGGCGUCUCCAGCUGCUUCCGGCCGGCCGCAGCGAACGACCCGGCGGACACGGAGGACGCAGCCGUACCCGAGUUGA
Colletotrichum gloeosporioides is the source of this 1260-nucleotide messenger RNA. RefSeq lists its product as uncharacterized. The transcript has a single exon. Bases 1 to 1260 code for a protein of 419 amino acids. NCBI's taxonomy places the organism in Eukaryota, Fungi, Ascomycota, Sordariomycetes, Glomerellales, Glomerellaceae. The record is from RefSeq and is a predicted model, not a curated record.